This is a messenger RNA of Rotaria sordida, 645 nucleotides long. Lineage: Eukaryota; Metazoa; Rotifera; Eurotatoria; Philodinida; Philodinidae. The record is from the annotation of a GenBank genome assembly.
AUGGCAAGUUCCCAUACAAAGCCAAUUUUGUAUUCAUAUUAUCGCAGUUCAUGCGCGUAUCGGGUUCGAAUUGCAUUGAAUUUGAAAAAUAUUCCCUAUAUAAUUCAUCCAGUUAAUCUUGCCAAAGGUGAAUCAUCGACGGAUGAACAUAAAAAGCUCAAUCCAAAAUGUGAAGUACCAGUACUUAUUAUUGAUGGAAAAAAACUUCUACAAUCAAUCCCUAUCAUUGAAUAUAUUGAUGAAACACAUAAGUUUAAACCUCGACUUUUGCCAGAAGAUCCUUAUCGACGUUAUCAGGCUCGUUUGAUUGCUGAAAUUAUUGCAUCUGGUAUUCAGCCAUUACAAAAUCUAACCGUUCUUAAACGUGUUGGAGAAGAAAAAAAAGUUGAAUGGGCACAUGAUUUUAUUAAAGUAGGACUCAAUGCGGUAGAAAAAUCUCUUGAAGAAUCAGCAGGAAAAUAUUGUGUAGGUGAUGAACUUUCAAUAGCUGAUUGUUGUCUUGUACCUCAGCUUUAUAAUGCACGACGAUUUAAUGUUGAUUUAACUGCAUAUCCUAUAAUGACAGCCAUUGAAACAAAAUUAAAUUUACUUCCUGCAUUCAAAGAAGCACAUCCAAAUCGUCAACCUGAUUAUCCUGAAGAAUAA